This is a messenger RNA of Sclerotinia borealis F-4128, 1377 nucleotides long. NCBI's taxonomy places the organism in Eukaryota, Fungi, Ascomycota, Leotiomycetes, Helotiales, Sclerotiniaceae. The record is from the annotation of a GenBank genome assembly.
AUGGUUAUCAAGCGCAACGAACCAUGCUAUGUCCUCGGCGUUGGAAUGACCAAGUUCAUCAAGCCCAGGGGUAAAGUCGACUACACCGAGCUUGGAUUUGAAGCUGGCAUCAAGGCUAUGCUUGAUGCCCAAAUCAACUACGACGACGUGGACCAAGGGGUGGCUUGUUACUGCUAUGGCGAUUCGACUUGCGGGCAACGCGUCUUUUAUCAAUUCGGAAUGACACAAAUCCCAAUUUACAAUGUAAACAACAAUUGUUCGACGGGUUCGACUGGAUUAGCACUGGCUAGGAAUAUUAUUAGCCACGGAGGUGCUGAUUGUAUGUUGGUUGUUGGAUUUGAGAAGAUGAACCCGGGUUCGCUACAGAGUUUCUGGAAUGAUCGCAGUAAUCCGACUGGUACAUCUGGAGAAAUGAUGCGAGCGACCAGAGGUGUCACAAAUGCACCUGGUGCAGCGCAGAUGUUCGGUAAUGCAGGCCGGGAAUAUAUGGAAAAAUAUGGCGCCAAAAACGAGGAUUUUGCGGAAAUUGCUCGAGUCAAUCACGAGCAUUCUCAACGAAACCCAUACUCCCAAUUUCAAGAUGUUUAUACCCUCGAACAAAUCAUGAAAGCUCCAAUGAUCCACGAACCCCUAACCAAAUUACAAUGCUGCCCUACAUCAGAUGGAGGGGCAGCAGCCGUUCUGGUCUCUCAAGAUUUCCUCGAUGCGCGUCCACAUCUCAAAGAACAAGCAAUUCUGAUUGCCGGACAAUGCAUGGCUACAGAUGCUCCAUCACUAUUUUCCAAAUCUGCUAUUGACCUUAUGGGAUUCGAGAUGACGAAAUACGCCGCAAAGACCGCUAUGGAGGAAGCGAAGGUGACACCAGCAGAUGUCAAUGUCUGUGAGUUACAUGAUUGUUUCUCGGCUAAUGAGAUGAUUGUCAUUGAUUCCAUGGGUCUUUCUCAGCCGGGCAAAGCCCAUGAGAUGGUCAGAGCUGGAGACAUUACAUACGGAGGCAAGAUGGUCAUUAAUCCCUCUGGCGGACUAAUCUCGAAAGGACAUCCGCUCGGAGCAUCGGGAAUAGCACAGUGUGCCGAGCUUGUUUGGCAUCUCCGUGGAUGGGCCAACAACAGAUUGGUCGAUGAUACAAGGGUGGCUCUGCAACAUAAUUUAGGACUGGGGGGAGCUGUAGUGGUAACGGUGUAUAAGCGUGCUGAUGAGAAGACAAAUACUCCAGUCGAUUCGGCGGAAGUUGGAAAGAAAAAUAAGCUGGGUUAUAAUCCGGCUGUUGAGGCAAAGGGAUUCACAGAGAAAGAAGCUACGAGUGUGAGGAGUAAGACGAAGUCUAGUGCUUGGGCUCUAGGUGAUGUGGAAAAGAAAGUGGAGGCUAGGUUUUAA